Messenger RNA from Ascoidea rubescens DSM 1968, 1095 nucleotides. RefSeq names its product Kti12p (gene KTI12). Lineage: Eukaryota; Fungi; Ascomycota; Saccharomycetes; Ascoideales; Ascoideaceae. The record is from RefSeq and is a predicted model, not a curated record. The transcript has a single exon. Bases 169 to 1053 code for a protein of 294 amino acids.
CCUUUGAAAGUGGAACUAAUGGCUACUUUACUGAUGUUCUCUUACAUUUUCCUUCACAAUUUGGAACAUAUAGGCAAGUCCCAGACUGCUGGUCCUGAGAUGUCUGAUUAUAUCUGAAAAUUCUUCUGUGUAUUGAACCUUUUUUAAAAGCUUCAAUCAACAAUUAAAAUGCCUUUGGUAAUAUUUACUGGCUUGCCUUCAAGUGGGAAAACCACAAUAGCUCAAAAAUUGAUUAGCCUUUUAAAUGAGAAGAUUUCUAGUCUUCCCCCUGGUGCGCCAGGUGCCAACUACAAAGUGAUUUAUCAUUCGGAUAAGACCCUUGGAAUAACUCAAGAAGACUAUAGAGAAUCGCUUACAGAGAAAGCUUCUAGAAACUUGCAAAUGUCUAUGGUUAAGAGAGAUAUCAGCUCAACAAAUAUUGUGAUUUUAGAUUCUCCUGCAUAUAUCAAGGGUUUUCGUUACCAAUUAUUUUGCGAAGCCAAACAGACCCAGACAACUCAUUGCGUGAUUUAUAUCAUGGCUCCUAUCAAAGUGUGUCUAGAAUACAAUUCAAAAAGAGAUGAUGCUGAAAAAUGGGACAAAGAAUUAAUAAACCAAUUAGCAAUGAGAUAUGAGGAACCUGAUGGCCACAAUAGAUGGGAUUCACCAUUGAUUCCAAUAGCAUUCGAUGAUAAAGAUUUACCGAUUGACGAGAUAUGGUCUUCAUUGGUAUUAAAGAGGAAGCUAAAAGCGAAUUCGGCUACUAUUAUAAAAACACCCACAUCUACUAAUUAUUUGCAAGUUCUUGAUAAAAAAACUCAAGAAGUCAUUUCAAAAAUCAUCCAAUUUCAAAAAUUGCAGUCGAUUGGUGGAGAUGUUUUAAUUGAGAAAAGCAGUUCUGGUUAUGCAAAGGACGACUUAUAUGUUGAAUUACCUGGUAGAACAGUGUCAGUCGCUCAAUUGCAGAGAAUCAGAAGAACUUUUGUUUCAUUGAAUAGAGUCAGGUCUAUUGAUUUUGACCGAAUAGUCCCUUUGUUUGUUGAAUACAUUAAUAAAAAUUUGUCAGAAGACUAGAAUUAUAGUUUAUCUAUAUAUGUUUUAUAGAAAACCUCCUAA